Molecule: messenger RNA, 1428 nt
Organism: Ipomoea nil (Japanese morning glory)
Lineage: Eukaryota; Viridiplantae; Streptophyta; Magnoliopsida; Solanales; Convolvulaceae
Product: vinorine synthase-like
Exons: 2
Coding region: 28-1359 (443 amino acids)
Source: RefSeq, a predicted model, not a curated record
CAUUGUAUAUUGACAAAACUGAAAAUCAUGGAAGUGAAAAUAAUCUCAGAUGAGUUGAUCAAGCCAUCACUUCCAACCCCCCCUCACCUCACAACAUUCAAACUGUGCCUGUUAGAUCAGCUCAUCCCCGCCCCCUACGCCCCCAUUGUUCUUUACUACCCCAAUCUCGACCCUUCUUACGCCCACCACCGAGUCCUCGAAAGGUUGCUGCUCUUGAAGCGCUCCCUGGCCGAAACUCUGACGCGUUUCUAUCCCCUCGCCGGCGUUAUCAAAGACGACGACGAACUCUCCGUCCACUGCAACGACCACGGCGCUUUCUGUGUCACCGCCAAGGUCAACCGACGGCUCGGGGAGUUCCUUGGCCGGCCGGAGCUUGAGUUCAUAUCUGAGUUUCUUCCCUGCAGGCCGUGUUUUAGUGGAUCCUUGGCGGGGACGACGACUCGGCCGGUGACCAGUGUUCAAAUUAAUGUGUUUGUUUGCGGUGGGGUUGCGAUUGGGCUGUGCGUCUCGCACAAGAUUGUGGAUGGUUUUGGGUUGAGCAGUUUUCUGAGAAGCUGGGCGGGGACGGCCUGUGCAGCCAAGGAAAUUGUGUUCCCGAGCUUCGUCGGGAGUUCUCUUUUCCCGGCCGAGGAUCUGUGGCUUAGAGAUGCGUCCAUGGCCAUGUGGGGCUCCCUGUUCAAGACCGGAAAGUGCGUCACCAAGAGGUUUCUCUUCGAUUCCUCAGCAAUCACACGUCUCAAAACCAUGGCGGCCGCCACCGUGCGGCGCCCGACCCAGGUCGAGGUUGUCUCCGCAUGUAUCUGGAAAUCCGCAAUGCAGGCUGCAGCUUCCGACCAAGAUUCCGGUAGGCGGAGUUCUUUGCUGACGCACUUGGUAAACCUACGAAAAAGGGCGGCGCCGCCGUUCUCCGAACACGCGAUGGGAAAUCUAAUCUGGGUUGCGGCUGCCCAGACCGCAACAAGAACCGGCGGGGGAGAUUUACCCGGCCUAGUGAACCAAAUUCGAAACUCCAUAUCCAAAAUCGACGGCGAUUACGUGAAGAGUAUGAGGAGCGGCGAGCAAGGGCGGAACCUAAUGCGCAAGACCAUGAAAGACAUCGAAGAUUUCGCGGGCGGCUACCUGGGCUUCACAAGCUGGUGCAAGAUUGGUUUCUACGAAGUUGAUUUCGGGUUCGGGAAGCCUGUGUGGGUUAGCCCCACUUCCUCAACUGGCAGUGCGGUGUUCAUGAACCUCGUGGUGUUGAUGGAAACCAAAAAUGGGGAUGGAAUCGAAGCAUGGAUAACGUUGGACGAGGAAGAAAUGCAAAGGUUUGAAGAGAGUCAAGAUCUCCUGGGCUUUAAUUGCUGUCCCAAACUCUAGUCCUCGAUCUUGAACUAACACUUUUUGGUUUAAUAAUUGUUGGCUUCAUGUACUCUCAAAAAUCGCAAA